Xylona heveae TC161 is the source of this 1829-nucleotide messenger RNA. RefSeq names its product MFS general substrate transporter. Gene Ontology annotation, biological process: transmembrane transport. Gene Ontology annotation, molecular function: transmembrane transporter activity. The record is from RefSeq and is a predicted model, not a curated record. Lineage: Eukaryota; Fungi; Ascomycota; Xylonomycetes; Xylonales; Xylonaceae. Gene Ontology annotation, cellular component: plasma membrane. The coding region runs from base 211 to 1695 and encodes 494 amino acids. The transcript is spliced from 6 exons.
CUUCGUGCAUGGCCAACCUUUAUAAGCUGCCAGUAACGCAAAAUGUCACAUAUUCCUGUGGUAUUGUCUUACUUAACAGUGCCGGAUGGGCCAGCAAUCCGAGUAAAUUUCAUUUGUCAUUUGUACCAUUUAUUUUCACCUUGACCUCUGAUUCCGAUCAUUUUGAAUGACUUUUGGCGAUUGACCGUCGCACGCGAAUUUUGAACGAAAAUGCGAUCUUCUCCAAAAGAGGACCCCGAGGCGCCAAACGCCUUUCCAAUCUAUAAGCAAGAGGAUGCUCCCAUCUUCGAUGAUGAUAUCGAGAUUAAAUGCCCGUCGCAUACAACUGAGGCCAAAUUAAUGGCCAAAGUAGAUAUGCGAGUAAUUCCGUGCCUUUGCAUUUUAUACCUUUUGGCAUUCUUGGAUCGGGUAAAUAUUUCUAACGCAGCAGUGUUCGGCUUGCCGCAAGAUAUUCAUCUCACAGGCACUGAAUACAACACCGCAUUAACCAUAUUUUUCGUUCCAUACGUGGUGGCAGAGAUUCCCUCAAAUAUUCUGAUGAAGAAGCUGCAGCCGCACGUCUGGUUAUCCGCGUGUAUGUUCUUUUUUGGCAUAGCCGCUCUCUGUCAAGGCUUUGCCCACAAUUAUGGAGGGCUUUUGGCGGCUCGAUUCUUUCUUGGCUUGUUCGAGUGUGGAAUGUUUCCAGGCUGUUUUUACCUCAUUGGUAUGUGGUAUAAACGCUCCGAAGCACAGCGUCGUUAUUCCUUCUUCUUUUCUUCGACCACUCUGGCUGGUGCGUUUGCCGGCCUCCUCGCCAGCGCAAUUGGGAAGAUGGAUGGCGUCCGUGGACUGCAAGGCUGGAGAUGGGUCUUUAUCCUCGAAGGUCUCUUCACCUGCGUCGUCGCAAUUAUAUUCUUCUUUCUCUUGCCAGAUUUCCCUGAAACCGCACGGUGGCUGAAAGAGGAUGAGCGCGUCUAUGUCAAGGCGCGUCUUCAGGUGGAUCAAGGGCGAUCGGCUGCCGACAAGCCAAUUACCCUAAAAGAUGUAGUCAAUGUCUUCAAAGACUACAAGGUCUUCUUGGGGGCUCUCAUGUAUUUUGGCCUCAUAGUUCCAGGAUAUGGAUAUGCAUACUUUGCUCCAGGCAUUAUCAAAAGCUAUGGAUACUCACCAAUUAGCACCCAAUUACAUUCGGUGCCGCCUUGGGCCGCCGCCUUCGGGUUUGCUAUGCUCAUUGCUUUUCUCUCUGACAAAUUCAAACACCGAUUCAUCUUUGCCUUGAUCCCUCUUGCCGUGUGCAUCGCGGGCUUCGGAAUUCUGAUCAAGGUCCACGACAACACUAGACUUCAAUACGGAGCGCUAUUUCUUGUCGCAAUGGGCGCGUACUCUGCCAUGCCAGUCAUUGUUUGUUGGUUCAAUAUGAACCUCGGUGGCCAUCACCGAAGAAGUGUUGGCAGCGCGUUCCAAGUGGGCUUUGGCAACAUUGGCGGUAUUAUUGCGACAUACUCAUUCCUUGCAAAAGAUAAGCCGAAGUAUAUCCCUGGAUAUAGCAUAUGCAUCUCUUUUGUCUGUUUAAGCGUGGUGAGCUGCAUUGCCUACUUUUUGGCAACUUGGUCGCAGAACAGAGCCCGCGACAGAACGCCACAAGAUCUCAGCUUGACGGAAUAUGAGAAGACUGAAAUGGGGGAUCUCAGCCCGGAUUAUCGAUAUCUGCUGUGAUCAUCACGACUUGACGAGUUUUAAAAGCGGUGUAUUCCUGCGUACGGCAUAACAAUUAGCCAUUUUUGGAUCUCAGUUCUUCUCUUCGAACUUAUGUACAUAAUUUAGUCCAUAGUAUACUAACUCAACUGGUU